AUGGCGCUAAUUGCUUUGAGGAAGCCCAAGAGAAGCUGGCUAAGAUUUUUGAGAGCAGAAAGGGAAAUAAUCGAAGAAGAGCAAGAUAAAGCUGCUAAGGUAGCUGAGAAGGAUCAACCUGAGCAAUCCAUGCAGAUUCAUACAAAUUUUGAACCGAUUCAAAGUAUGGCAGCAGAGUCUCAAGAGAAUUCAUCAAAUGAAGAAUCCUCUACUGAGGGUAACAAGCAUUUAAAAUCUAUGACUUAUGUGCUCUCAUCUCUUCAGAAGAACAUGAUAAAGGCCUUGAACACCCAGGAAGAAGAAAGAAAGGACUUUGCCGAAAUUAUCAAUGUUCUUACUGAAUUGGAUAACACUAUGAAGAAGAACACCCGUCAAUCUAAAAUGAUGGAUCUUGAAAGGCACAUCAAUGAUGACCGUCAUAAGGAAACUUUGGAUGAAUUUAGUCUGGUGAAGAAUCAGAUGGUGGAAAUUCAAGGCUAUUUAAGAAGAAAUGAUAGUGAACGACAAGAAUUUGCUGACUCUAUUGAAAGGAAGUUUCAAGCAAAGGAGAACGCAAAAGCUAAUGCUGAAAGAGAUCAAUCUCGAAUCACCCAAGGCGAGUCAAGUAGAAGAAGUGACGGUGUGUCAAUCGGCACUAGAUCCAGACGAGCCGCAAGAAACUAUGAUAAUCCUAGGUCAACCAAGAGAGGUGGAGGUCGAAGCGGUGGUGAUCGUGGAGGACGAAGUAGUGGUGGUGGUUGUAGUAGGCUAUCUGGUGUUGAUCAAGGAGGUCGUGCCACUAGUGGUAAUCGUGGUGGUAGAUCAAGUGGAAGCGGUCGUGGUGGUCGCAGCUUUCCUCCUUUUCUCAACAUGUUAACCGGACAAGACAUGAGCCCAAACGAUCCUCGAUUUAAAAGAGAAGAACAAUAA
Impatiens glandulifera is the source of this 909-nucleotide messenger RNA. RefSeq names its product keratin, type II cytoskeletal 2 epidermal-like. The transcript has 4 exons. The record is from RefSeq and is a predicted model, not a curated record. Lineage: Eukaryota; Viridiplantae; Streptophyta; Magnoliopsida; Ericales; Balsaminaceae. Bases 1 to 909 code for a protein of 302 amino acids.